GCAUUUCUUCGACCAUUCAGGGAGCACCACAUCGAUCCGACUGCCAUCACUCGCCACGACUUCAUCGAAACCAAUGGCGAUAACUGCAUGAUCCCCAUCCUACCGCUGGCUCACAUGGCCUACAAGUUCCUCAGUUACACACCAGAGGCCUUGCUGGAAUCCUACCCCUGGGAUUGCUACGUCUUCGCCCUGGCGGUUUUCGUCACGCUAACCAAUCAGAUUCACAAGUGGAGCCACUCCUACUUUGGCCUCCCGCGAUGGGUCACGCUGCUCCAGGACUGGCAUCUGGUGUUGCCACGGAAACACCACCGCAUCCACCACGUGUCGCCGCACGAGACGUAUUACUGCAUUACCACCGGUUGGUGCAACUAUCCGCUGGACCAGCUGGGCUUUUGGAGAUCCAUGGAGAGAUUAAUCGAACAGCUGACUGGGCAGAAACCUCGAUCGGACGACCUGGCGUGGGCAAAGAAAACUGACUGAAGAACAAAUACACAAGGGUUGAAUGGAGGGAGGGGCAUGCAAAGGAAAAUGUACACAAAUAGGAAUGAAUGGGGAAACCAGACAAAUGCAUAUAAAUGUAACUCCUGUCUCUGUGCUCAUCACUUCUUUGCUGAAGAGCAAACACAGAAUCUGCAAACAAACAAAACGACGGUUCACGUGAUUCGUAGACACGUUGGAGUCUGUAUUUGAACAAGCUUUGAACACAGCGAGGUCAUCAGUAGACCAGAAACAGCCAAUCAUCUCGUGCGUUUGUAAGCCUGUGUGAGCGACGCGGCGUGCUGGUGUGUAGGAGGUUUCUGGAGGUUGGGCUCUCCAGGAGUGACACCACGCUGCCUGUCGCAGGCACAGCACGCACACACGCAUGCACACACUCUC
Molecule: messenger RNA, 876 nt
Organism: Pundamilia nyererei
Lineage: Eukaryota; Metazoa; Chordata; Actinopteri; Cichliformes; Cichlidae
Product: transmembrane protein 189-like
Exons: 3
Molecular function (GO): oxidoreductase activity
Source: RefSeq, a predicted model, not a curated record